Molecule: messenger RNA, 1222 nt
Organism: Chrysochloris asiatica (Cape golden mole)
Lineage: Eukaryota; Metazoa; Chordata; Mammalia; Afrosoricida; Chrysochloridae
Gene: SAMSN1
Product: SAM domain, SH3 domain and nuclear localization signals 1
Exons: 8
Coding region: 104-1222 (372 amino acids)
Molecular function (GO): protein binding
Source: RefSeq, a predicted model, not a curated record
CUUAUCUGAUGCUGUAUAUCAUAGAGAGCAUAGUUUUGACAGUUUUCAGUUGUUUCUGUAACAACAGAAAGUGCACGCACUCUGGAAAUAGUUAGAAUUCAAAAUGCUGAAGAGGAAACCAUCCAAUGCUUCAGAGAAGGAGAAACAUCAAAAACCAAAGCGCAGCAGCAGCUUUGGGAAUUUUGAUCGUUUUCGGAAUAAUUUCACAUCAAAACCAGAUGAUUCAACUGAGGUGCGUGAAGGUGAACCCAUAAGUGAAAAUGGAGACCAAAAUAAAGCAUCAAAUAAUGAAGGAGGUCUGGGUAAAAAAAUGAGAGCUAUUUCCUGGACCAUGAAGAAAAAAAUGGGUAAAAAAUACAUAAAAGCCCUUUCUGAGGACAAGGAUGAGGAAGAUGGAGAGGAUGCCACCUCUUAUAGGAACAGUGACCCUGUGAUUGGGACCCACACUGAGAAGGUCUCCCUUAAAGCCAGUGACUCCAUGGAUAGUCUCUACAGUGGGCGGAGCUCAUCAAGUGGAAUAACAAGUUGUUCAGAUGGUACAAGUAACCGGGACAGUUUUCGGCUUGAUGAUGAAGGUCCCUACACAGGACCAUUCUGUGGCCGAGCUAGAGUGCACACAGAUUUCACGCCAAGCCCCUAUGAUACGGACUCCCUCAAAAUCAAGAAAGGAGAUAUUAUAGACAUCAUCUGUAAAACACCAAUGGGAAUGUGGACGGGAAUGUUAAACAGCAAGGUGGGGAACUUCAAAUUUAUUUAUGUGGAUGUCAUCUCCGAAGAGGAAGUUGCUCCCAAGAUAAUUAAGGCACAUCGAAGGAGUAAGAGGGAAAAACCAAAGACACUGCAGGAGUUCUUAGAGAGGCUUCACCUUCAGGAGUAUUCCUCUACACUCCUGCUCAAUGGUUAUGAAACCCUAGAAGAUUUAAAGUAUAUAAAAGAGAGCCAUCUCAUUGAAUUAAAAAUUGAAAACCCAGAAGACAGAAUGCGGUUACUAUCAGCUGCUGUGAAUCUCUUUGCUGAAGAAACUAUUCAAGAGCAAGAAAAUGAAGCUGUGUCCCUAUCCUUAAGCCCAGACAUCUUAAAUAAGUCACAGUUAGAUGACUGCCCAAGAGACUCUGGCUGUUAUAUCUCAUCAGAAAAUUCAGAUAAUGGCAAGGAAGAGCUGGAGACUGAAAAUCUGCCUGCCAUGGUACAGAAGAUUACUAUUACAGAGCCAAGUGACUGA